This is a messenger RNA of Metarhizium acridum CQMa 102, 2028 nucleotides long. RefSeq lists its product as uncharacterized. The record is from RefSeq and is a predicted model, not a curated record. NCBI's taxonomy places the organism in Eukaryota, Fungi, Ascomycota, Sordariomycetes, Hypocreales, Clavicipitaceae. Gene Ontology annotation, molecular function: copper ion binding; oxidoreductase activity.
AUGACCUUGAUAAAGCGCAUUUAUGAAAUGGUGACGUCCUUUGUCACCAUCUUCUCCCUUUCAAUUUUGCCGUGGAGUGGUCACACACCCGAGCCACAGGUGCCUCUCAGUCCUGUGACUCCCGUCAGCCAAGCAUUAGAUUACCCCAGCUUCACGCCGCCUGGUAGCUCAAAAGAUUCGACUCUUCAAUGCGCGUAUCCGAAUAUGAAAGGAUGGGAGCCCUGUUCCAGUCCACUAGACCGCAGUUGCUGGCUCCGGCGCAAGUCCGACGGGAAGCGGCUUGAUAUCAAUACCAACUACGAGGAUACCUGGCCGACGGGAGUAGAGCGCCACUACAAAAUUAAUUUGGUCGACAGCUGGACCGCGGCAGAUGGGUUGAACUUUUCGCUAGCCAAGCUGUUUGAUAACCAGUAUCCUGGGCCAUGGAUUGAAGCAUGCUGGGGAGACCGCUUGAAGCAGAAUGGCACCUCGGUACACUGGCACGGAAUCCGUCAGUUAAACACCACCCAUAUGGACGGCGUGAAUGGCAUCACGCAAUGCCCGACUGCGCCCGCCGACUACUUUGUAUACAACUUCUCUCUGACGCAGUACGGAAGCUCUUGGUAUCACAGCCACUACUCUGUGCAAUAUGCCGACGGCGCUGUCGGGCCGCUGACCAUCCACGGUCCGUCUUCGCAUAACUGGGACGAGCCCGUCAGUCCGCCCCUGAUACUGACUGACUGGUAUCACAAUUCUGCAUAUGAAGUGGUGUCGGGCGGCAGCGACGGCGGCCAAGACAUUUUGCUCAACGGCCGUGGGAACAUCACCAAGUAUUCCUGUGGCAAGACUCCCAAUACAACCACCAUCAGGCCCGCAAGGAGCAUCAUGUUUGAAAGCCCCCGCGCAGGACAAGGGUGCAAGAAAUAUCUUUUGCGCGUCAUCAACACGUCUUUCGACACGACUUUUGUCGUCAGCAUCGAUAACCACCUCCUUCAAGUGGUCAGCGCCGACUUUGUCCCCAUCCAACCCUACACAACGUCGUCCAUCCUAGUUGGCAUCGGCCAGCGGUACGAUGUAGUCGUCGAAGCAAGCCCACGCAACACAUCUAGUCCACUCGACAAGAACGGGAAUUAUUGGAUCCGUACCGAGAUUGCAGACUGUUUCAAUAGGAAAGCCCCAACCUGUUCGAGUUAUUCCGAAGUUGCCAUCCUGCGUUAUGAUAAAUCCAGCACCGCCGACCCUUCUACCAAGAAAUGGCCCAGCAUUCCACUGAGGUGUUCGGAUGAGCCAUAUAAUAGUUUGAUUCCAAUCGUGCCAUGGACUGUCAAAGCUCCAAGCAACGGGGCUCUGAAUGGUGUGGUCCCGCGCUAUGGUGAGGAGUUUGACGUCUAUUUCGACAGAGAUCUCAUCGGGACAGACUCUCCCGUCGCAGGUUUCACCAUGGAUAGCAGCAUCAAGCCAGCAUCCAUUCGUAUCAAUUACUCCGACCCAAUGUUCUUCCAUCUCAAUCCUCAAGAUACCAAACCCUGGCCUAAACUCUGGCGGGUUCAGCCGGAGAAUUACGCCAACAGUGAAUGGAUCUACCUCGUCUGGUAUAGCCUACAGAACCGUACAAGCGGCGCUCACCCGAUCCACCUGCAUGGCCAUGACUUUGCCAUUCUUGAACAAGCUGAGAACAAGCCGUGGGAUCCAAAGAAGAUGAACUUGAAACUCGACAACCCUCCCCGCCGCGAUGUCGUUUUGUUAGAUACCACCGGCUACGUGGUUAUUGCGUUCAAAGCCGACAACCCCGGGCCGUGGCUUGUACAUUGCCACAUUGCCUUCCAUAUUUCCAGGGGCCUGGGAAUGCAGAUAAUGGAGGACCAGAAAGGCGCGUUCGCCAAGUGGCCAGACGAAAGCCCUGCCAUUGUCGAGGCCAAGCGUGUCUGCCAGAACUGGAACAAAUGGUACGGAAAUAUGAGCAACUGGGCAGAUAAACCACGGGCGGCAGGUGGUAAUUGCGAUGAGAAGUAUGCAGAUUGGUGCUUUCAGAAUGAUGCUGGAGUGUAA